AUUUUGAUUUCAAUUCAAUAAUUUAUCGAAGUACCUACAUAUCACUGGUUUUUACACGAGUUUCAGAGAUACCUAAGUAUAGUUCGUAUUCCUUCCUGACAGAAAAUUUUCGUUCACAAAUCAAAAAUGGAUAAGAAUUUCACGCUUAAACCUCAAGUCAUCCUGUGUUUAUUAUCAAUUUCUUUGGUACAAUACAACACCAUUCAAAUGGCCGAUGCUCAUUUACAUAAUAACGACCUUUCAACGGCUAUACCUUGCCUGAGGGAAUUUUUCGGAGACGAAUGUGCACGGAAACCCUUUCCAACCAUCAAAGAUACUUUUAACAAUGGAGAAUAUCUCGGAGCUCUUUGUGACAGUGUACCUCAGGAUGAUCUCGAUAAAAUGAUAGAACAAAAAACAACUGAAAACUCCGAAAAAACACCGAUAGAAGAAUGUUUAAUACGGGCAGAUAAUCCUAGCUUAUUUCAAAAAUACAUCGAUUUAGGUAAAAAUCUAGGAGAACCAGAACAGAAUAGUAAGCCAGCAGGAUCGGAAAGUCUUCAAAAAACAGAAUCUGAAAAUUCUAAUUCGGGUUCUCUAGUUUUGGAUUUUUUCAAAGGAACAUGUAACUCGAAAAAAGAAAUCAUUGAAUUUAAUCAAAUAGAAGGUGAAAAGGAGCAGCAAGGUACUUUAGCAUGUUUGGCAAAAUGCAGCAGUAACUUCAUAGAUAGACUUCGAGAUAUGUUGAAUGAUGUUAAAAAUGAAGCCAUAGAAUUAAUACAAAGUCUAAUAACCGACGAGAAUAAGAAAUCGUUGGACUCGCCAAAGUCAAAGGAUGCUGCAUCGAAACAACAAAUAGCAGAACGGCUAAAAGCUUUUGAUGAACGAAUUAAAAAUUUGCAAGAUAUGCCGAAGCCAUCGGAGGCAUUCUCCAAGGAGAAAUUUCAUUUAGAAUUUCAAAAAGCAGAUAAAUCAAAGGGUAUAGAUUUAAUAACAGAAAUUGGAGAAAAAUAUCUGGUGCUGUACGCAGAACUUUACUUUGUCCUAAGUUUUUACAGAACGAAAGAGACAAUGCAGUCAAAUUCUGCCCUAGGAAAGCUCGACAGUAAUUUAGGUGGUAUUUUUUCCUUGUACAAAAAUUGCGCCAAGUUAGAAUGUGGCAUGGCUUCAAAGAGUAUUCCAUUAUACGAUUUAAUCGAAACCGGUGCAAGAGAUCCUAAAUUCGCAAUAAUGAAAAAUGUUGACAGCGCUAAAGAAAGAUUCAGAAAUUGGGUACAGCAGAACCCAGAAGGCUGGGAAUCUUGCAAAACGCUCAAAGAUCCGACUUCACUCGCCUCCUCACCAGUUUGCCAAAUGGUCUUUGGUAUGGUCCGAAAAGGACUGAGCAGUACUCCUAAAGGGAAUGGGCUUGUGAAAACUUUCGACGAUAUUUUAGCUAAAGCAGACAGUUGGGUGAAAGAGAACCCACAGUACUUGGAAGCGAUCGAAGAGUGGGCGAAAAAACAUCCGCACAACUGGAAGAAUUUCUGCAAAGCGUUUAUGGGGUCUGCGGGGUCCAAUACGUCGCUAUCCAGAAGUAAUAGUUCGAAUUAAAAAGGGGAGGUGUAGAAAUAGGUACCUACCUAAUUACACGAAAUCAUAAAUUUAUAAUAUUAGUUAAUAAGGUAUUCAUGAAUGUAAAUACA
Molecule: messenger RNA, 1664 nt
Organism: Planococcus citri (citrus mealybug)
Lineage: Eukaryota; Metazoa; Arthropoda; Insecta; Hemiptera; Pseudococcidae
Exons: 15
Coding region: 127-1572 (481 amino acids)
Source: RefSeq, a predicted model, not a curated record